Molecule: messenger RNA, 537 nt
Organism: Vicia villosa (hairy vetch)
Lineage: Eukaryota; Viridiplantae; Streptophyta; Magnoliopsida; Fabales; Fabaceae
Exons: 4
Coding region: 1-537 (178 amino acids)
Source: RefSeq, a predicted model, not a curated record
AUGCUAGAAGAUGCUACCGUUGUCGGAAGUUUGGUCAUGCAUCGUCUGAUUGUACGCAUAAGGAUAUGGUGUGUUUCAACUGUGGUGAAGAAGGCCAUAUCGGAAGCAAGUGUUAGAAGCCCAAGAAGGAACAAUCUAGUGGGAAGAUUGGGUCUGGUGUUAUCUGCUAUGAACGGAGAAAUGGUUGUCGAUACUCCGGCUAAGGGAUCGGUGACUACUUCUCUUGUGUGUCUUAAGUGUCCCGUGUCAGUUUUCGAUAGAUACUUUCUUGUUGAUUUUGUUUGCUUGCUGUUGAGAGGUUGGGAUGUGAUUUUGGGGAUGAACUGGUUUUCUUCUCCUGAAGAGGAAGGCUUAGAGUUGUUGUUGGCCAGACAGUUUCAUUUGUUGAUGAAAGAAGAUGUUCAAGUGUUCGCGUUGGUUGCUUCAAUGUCUGUUGAGAAUCAGACUGUAAUAGAAAGCUUGAAGAUGUUAUGUUCUUGUGCAAGGAAGAAGGGUAACAAGGAGCUGAGAAAUGCUGAAAUCAGAGAGUUGGUCUGA